Molecule: messenger RNA, 1780 nt
Organism: Aricia agestis (brown argus)
Lineage: Eukaryota; Metazoa; Arthropoda; Insecta; Lepidoptera; Lycaenidae
Exons: 2
Coding region: 80-1780 (566 amino acids)
Source: RefSeq, a predicted model, not a curated record
UGAAUAAAAGUUUCUUUAUUCAUUGUGAUUUGUUUGUUUGUUAAAAUUUAUAUAAUAGAGACUAGAGAGUAUUGUGAAAAUGAGUGAUUCUAGUAAAACUAAAAAUAAAACAUUAAUAAGAAAAUCUUUGAAAGAAAGAGGAAAGAGUUAUGUUAGCAGGAAAGGAAAAGUCAUGCCGCCAAAAAAACCACCUUCUAUGCUGAAAAUAUGCAAAUGUAAGAACCAAUGCGAUACAAUAGACCAUGACAUGAAAUUAACUUUAUUUGACAAGUUCUACCGAGAAGGUUUAAAAACACAAAGAACAUAUUUGAUGGGGCUGUUGCAUCUGCAUAACAUUAAGCGACGCCGACAUGGUAAUUAUGAUGUACCAUCUGAAAGUAGACGACAAGCUACUAUUUUUUAUUUUAUACCUAAAGGUGAUGGCACAUUAGUACCAGUUUGCAAAAAAACAUUCAUGGAUGUUUUUGCGAUUUCUAAAAAAGAAAUAGAGACAAUGAUUCGUAAAAAGAAGCAUGGCGAUACAUCAUUUACUGACAAAAGGACUUCACACCAAACAUCAAAAUAUACUGAAUUAGAUGUGCUGAGAAUUAAAGAUCACAUUAAUAUGUUCCCCCGAGAUGAGAGUCAUUAUACACGAGCAAAAAGCUCAAAAGAGUAUCUUAGCCCUGAUUUGAAUAUACAUAGGUGUUUUAAAUCCUUUAAUGAAAUGCACCCUGAUAACCAAGUAUCAUAUAAGUUUUACAGAAAAAUAUUUUUGAGAGAUUUUCCUAAUUUAAAGUUCAAGAGACCUAGGACUGAUACUUGUAAAGUUUGUGAUCGCUUGUCGGCAACAGUGCGUUCUCAAAAUUCAGGUAGUCGGUCUGCAAAAAUUGCUUUAGAACUACAUCACCGGAAAGCAGAAAAAUCCCGUGAGCAAAUGGGCAUAGAUAGGCAGCAGUCUCAACUACCAGGUAGUACUACUGUCACACUAGCCAUAGAUCUUCAGCAGGUGCUCUUCGUGCCCACUCUAACUCACUCAGAGAUGUUUUACAAACGGCAGCUUAGCUGUUAUAACCUAUGCAUCAAUGUGGCUGAUAUUGGGAACUCUUUCAUGUGUCUUUGGCAUGAAGGAAUCUGUAGCAGAGGAGGCAAUGAAAUAGCGUCAUGCCUACUGACUUUUAUAAAUAAAGGAAUAAUUACAAAAAAGGACCAUCUUAUAAUAUGGUGCGAUAACUGUGCCGGCCAAAAUAAAAACAGAAUGAUGCUUUUCUUAUUGAUGUAUUUAGUGGCAAAUGGCCACUUUAAAUCAAUCGAACAGAAAUUUUUAAUAACAGGUCAUAGUUUCCUACAGUGUGAUAGAGACUUUGGAAUCAUAGAAAAAAGAAAAAAGGUUAUGAAAAGUUAUGUACCUCAGGACCUAAAAAAAGUAAUUUCUGGUGCAAAAAAUACAGCAAAACCUUUCCAGGUGAUUGAUAUGACAAGUGACUGUUUUGACCUCCAAGCUGCUGCAGAUGACAUAAUUGUGACUAAAAAACUGAAUAUCUCAACAGCAUCUCGGUUGUUAGUAAGGGAAGAUAAGCCAGGUGUAGUGCAUGUAAAAGAAAAUUUAGGAGACUUGGAACCAUGGAAAGAAAUAAAUGUAUUGAAAAGAGGGAAAUCUAUUUCAGACUUAAAAAAUGUGGAGUUACGUCGACUUGUGGCUAAAAAUACUAUAAGCAGAGAAAAGAAGGACUUAGAAAGUAUGAUUGAAUACUUGCCAGAAAAUUAUCAAGAAUUCUACAGGAAUUUGUGUAAUAACUAA